AGACCAAUCCUGAGCAAUCCCAGCCAGCCAUUGGUGCACCAGAAUCUUUGAAAGACCCCGGAAAACAAAUGGAGGGUCGUUCAUUAUGUCUCAGCGAUCAGGUCGACAAACGACGCUCUUUCAAACUUGGGGAUAUGAAGGCAACAUGCCCAAUGAGGCUUCACCAAUCCCCUCCAACACGUCCAAUGCCCAACGAUCGUCUCAUUUCACCGGGCAUGCCUCGAUCUUCAAGAGUCCCGAUCCUUUGGCCAACAUCGUCCCAGAUGAGGAAGAUGAUCAUUUGGGCGAUGAAGAAGACGAUGCUUUUUUGAGCCUAGCUUUGGAGGAAAGUCUGGCUCAACGAGAUUUUGAUGCUUCCAUAGCCUCGGGCACCACUCAACCCCCGGUUUUGCCUGUGGCCACGCCUCAGGAAGAUUUACCGGGCUUCGAUGUGGAGGCGGGCCGGUCAUGGGUGUACCCGAUCAAUUAUACCUUACGUACCUACCAAUUUGAUAUUGUCAAAGCUUGCUUGUAUCAGAACACGUUAGUGACCUUGCCCACGGGCUUGGGCAAGACCUUCAUAGCUGCGGUGGUCAUGUACAACUUUUUCCGUUGGUAUCCGUCGGGCAAAGUGGUUUUUAUGGCGCCCACCAAACCAUUGGUGGCCCAGCAAAUCGAGGCUUGUUUCAAAAUCAUGGGAAUUCCUCAGAGUGAAACUAUGGAAAUGACAGGCAAUGUAGCCAUUGGCGCGCGAGAAAAAGCUUGGAAAUGCAAAAGAGUGCUCUUCAUGACACCUCAGGUGAUGUCCAACGACUUGAGCCGAGGCCUUUUUCCUUCUCGUCAAGUGAAACUGUUGGUGGUGGAUGAGGCCCAUAGGGCCCAAGGAGAUUAUGCGUAUUGUCAAGUUGUGAGAGAGCUACAAAAGUCAUCGAAUCCCCACUUUCGAGUGGUUGCCCUCUCCGCUACUCCAGGAAGUGAUAUCCAAGCCGUUCGCCUGAUGCUCCAAAAUCUCAUGAUCUCCCAUAUCGAACUAAGGAGCGAAGAUUCGCCGGAUAUUGUGCCGUACACAUUUCAGAGAAGCAUAGAAAAAGUUGUGGUUCCUUUAGGGCAGGAGCUCACUUGCGUGAAGAACAAAUUUCUAACCAUCAUGGAACAUUUCGUUCGAAGGCUAGCCAAAAAUGGCGCUCUGAUUCGCCGCGGGAAUAGUGUGAACCCCACGCAUUAUACCAAGUUUGGCCUUUUGCAAUCCCGGAAUGAGUUUCGUCAGAAUCCACCAGCUACAGUGGAUCGCACCACACAGGGUGUGGUUGAAGGUGACUUUGCCUCAGCCAUAUCCUUAUAUCAUGCGUACGAGUUGCUCCUUCAACAUGGAAUGCGAACUUUCUUCAACUUUCUGACGAAAUCUAUGGACGAACAAACAGGAAAUCGCCGACUCCGUUACGAACUAAAUCGGCUUCCUGUGUGGCACGAGAUAUCCUCAGCCAUGACCGAGAAAUUUGUUGAAGAUCCCAAGAACGCCAAGUUGAACUCAAGUCGACCCCAACUUUUAACGCAAUUUGGAGCGGCCAAAGGUAGUCAAGAGACCAAUUUGGUGCUCGGACAUCCGAAACUUGAAAGACUCCGGGAGAUGGUCCUGGAUCAUUUUAAAGCCAAACAGGCUGAGGGCCUGGAUACCAAGGUCAUGAUCUUUUCCCAAUACCGAGACAGUGUGCAAGAGAUCACCGCCUGUCUUCAUUUCCAUCGACCUCUAAUUAAGGUCAUGGAGUUCGUAGGUCAAGCAGGAACCAAAGGGAAAAAAGGCCUAAGUCAAAAGGAGCAAAUUGAAGUGGUCAAACGAUUCCGAGAGGGCGGAUUUAACACUCUCGUGGCCACGUGUGUUGGCGAAGAAGGCUUGGAUAUCGGCGAAAUCGAUCUUAUUGUGUGUUAUGAUGUAUCGAAAUCCCCCAUAAGACUGGUCCAACGAAUGGGUCGCACCGGUCGAAAACGUGCUGGAAGAAUUAUUGUGCUUGUCACUGAGGGAAAAGAAGAGAACACCUAUAACCAAUCCAUGUAUUCCAAGAAUUCAAUCAGCAAGGCGAUUUUGGAAAAACACAAGCUGGCGAGUUUUCUUACGCCUUCCCCUCGAAUGGUGCCCAAAGGAAUGAACCCAAUCUGUCAUAAGAUGUCCAUGAUUGAGAGGACCUUCCAACUAACCGGCAAGGACAAAAAAGCUAAAAGCGGAGGUGAUCAGGGUCAUCGCAAGAUAUCCGGCAUGCUGGGUUCAACUUCAACUGGAGGCACCAGUUUUCGGGCCAAGUCGGGGUUUCUGGACACGGAAGAGUUGGCCCAUUGGCAAACUCACUAUUAUGUCCCGGAAGAGACAGUUCCAGUUCUCAAAAGUAAGAUGGAGUAUUGGGCCUUGGAGAAAGAGCCUGCUCAAUUGGGACGGGUGUUUGAUCUCUCGGAAUGGAUUUUGUGGCAAGAUAGGAAGCCUGAUCGCCGAUUCUUGGGUGAAUCCAUGUCGGCAAAUAUGCUCUUCAAGACCUUAUCUUUCAUUCAAAAAGAUAUGGAUUUCUCCGAGUACGAUUCAAAAAUGAGACUCUGGAUGGCUAGUGAGAAGGAAAAUGAGGACAUUGGUGAAACAAGAGAUGAGAGAAACUUGAUUAAAAAAGAGAUACCAAGGGUCCAAAAAGUCAAGGAAAAUCCUGUGUUGGCCCUUUUUAAGCAACAGGCAAUGAUCAAAGGAUCCUCAAUUCUCCCCUAUUCCGAGGAGGAAAAUGAACUCGAGAUAAUUGAAGUACCUCAACCAGUGGGGUCACCGCCCGAGGUUGUUUUGCUCGAUGACGGUAACGAGUUGGGUACUGAUAACCCUGAUGAAGACAAGGACGAUGAAAACGACAAAUUGUUCCAGGAGACGUUUGAGGAAAUAUACCAUAACUUAAGGAUACCCAAAUACCAAUCUCCUCCAAGCUUUGAGAGGAUCAAUGCUCAGAUUGCCUCCAUGAGCCAGGAAAUGAUUGAUGCCCUUGAAUUUGGGUUCGGAGUGAAAGAGGGAUCCACUCAAACGUUUUUUACGACAAAGUGUGCCCUUGAGGAGAUUUUCUCCCAUCCAGAGCAAUUCGUGGUCCAAAGUGAGGAGCAUCCUUGUAUCUCGCCAGUUUUGAAAGCAACAAAACGCCACGUCUCCACUCGAAAGCAUCAUUUAGGACGUCCAUUGUCGUCCACUCCCACUAACAUGGGAGAAACACAACGCCCGCAAGAUCAGAGGUCAAAGAUAUUACCUUGUCUGCUCGACAAAUCCCCGAUUGAGACCCGAAUGACUGGGUCUCCAACCCCGAAAGUUAAUCAUUCCAAGAAAGGGCGGUGCCUUUCGUUUCCAUCCUCUCCUCAAAUCCAGGACCAAGUACAUGACGACAGUCUCAACGCCUUAUUUCAAGACAGUUCUAUUGACUUGGUGCCUAAUUCAAUGGAAAUGGUCCCUCCUAGAGACGGUCACGAUCAAAUUGAUGCAAUCGAAAAGUCUUUUAGUUCCAAGGGUUUAUUUGAUAGCUGGGACGGUGCAAGCCAAAAUAAGGACGAGGAUAAUGAUAUGGAUAUGUCAGAAUGUAUGGGGCCUAGUACGUCUCGUGGGCAACAAUCUCUCUACUCAGCGACUCAACUUGCGUUAUGGAUGGACGAAUCUACUACGCCUUCCAAAGAAAGGCCGAGGAAAAGGGUAGCUUCGAAAUUUCAAUUCGAACCAGAAAUUGAUGGAAAAACCGUUCAAGGGAAGGAUGCGUUAACGCCUCUAAAGCAUGAGUCUGAAUUAGACAUGUUCGGUAGUGACGACGAAGACGCCUUUUUCGCUAAUCUAGACGUGGAUGAGAAGAGCGGAGGGAACCAUUCCAUUAGUGCCAAGCGGUUCAAACUACCGAACCUGUCGGAAUACGAGACAAAAUGUUCGACACCCAAAGCUGCUCCAGGUGUUCACAAAAUGAAGACCAUUCAUCAAAAUGCAGAAAUUUCGAUUGCCACGAGCCAUCCGACAAUGGAGGCUUCACAAACUCAAAACAGCCCUGUGGUAUCACAUUUAACGUCAAAACGGCAGACGAACCUGUCGGAAUACGAGACAAAAUGUUCCACACCCAAAGCUGCUCCAGGUGUUCACAAAAUGAAGACCAUUCAUCCAAAUGCGGAAAUUUCGAUUGCCACGAGCCAUCCAACAAUGGAGGCUCCACAAACUCAAAACAGCCCUGUGGUAUCACAUUUAACGUCAAAACGGCAGAACAAACGACGUCUAUUAGUUUUGGCAUCUUCCUCGUCAUCGGAGGAUGAGAACGACCUUACGAAGGAUGCUUCCGCCUCUUCUCAUUUUUCAAUUCCUGAAAGUGUGGGGGCAAAAAAUCGAGAAGGUAAGUCUCGAAGGAAAGCUUCCGAUUUCCUUGAGCUGGAGGCAGCACUUUCAGGUGAAGCUGAAUCAGACGAGGAUUGCGACGGUGAUGACCACCUUGAUGGAUACGAUGCCAGUUUUGUCGAUGACAGACAAACCUUCAAUCAAAGUGGGCUGAGCGAUGAGAAGCAAAGGCUCGUGUAUCUCAAAUCCGUCCGGAGUCCAACUAACGCGAGAGAUUUUCUAAAGGCCUCCAAGAACUUGAGACCGAUCACGGAAGAUAUCUUCUCGCAAAUGCCAGAACCGGAAGAACCAGUAUACCAAGCCGAUUCAUUUUGUGUCGGUAGUGACGAAGAAAUUGAAGAAGCUCCACAGUUUACUCAACUCAAUACUAUGGACCUCUUGGCCGAUACAUCGGGCAAUCAGUCGGUGCUUCAACCUCGGAACCUCAAGUCGAAGACCCGAUUAAAGCAACAAUUCGAGCAGUUUUACGGCAAGAGAUCAUCCAAACUUGAAGACCAGAGCAUUGGGUCAAACCGAGUGGGAAAUGAGGCCAAGGCUCCGAAAAAUCGCAUUGCUCAAGGCGGAUGUGUUUCCUCAAGCGAGGACGAGUCAUCAAUCUUAACGUCCCCAAAAGCCUCAGUUUUGUCCUCAUCUUAUCCUACACGGCAAAUUGCAGGCGAAUCAGUUCCAAGUUCAAAUCAAACAACGGCCGUACCUUCAACGUCUGAGCCGGUGAAAAUGCUUCAGCCAGAGCUAAAUCAAUCCCUGGAGGAUGAUCAGAAACUCACUGUACUCGUUAACUCGUCAGAAGUCCACAAAAUCCCGAAUCUAAUCUCGUGUUUGAGGCAUGAACACGGGUUUGCCAUCCAGGUGAGGCCCUUCGAAGGUGCAGCGAUUCUCCUUUCACCUCGCACCGCCGUAGAUCGCAUUACAGCGGCAGAUUUUACCAAUGGGGCUAAUCGUCACAAGAUUGUGGAACGUUGUCAGCGAAUGAACGAUUUAUUUGAGAGACCUUGCCUUCUCAUUGAAACGGAGAGAAACGGGGAAAGUGUUCCUCGGACCCACCGCUCCAAGUACUACGAUCUCCUUCUCAGCCAGUUGAGCCAAUCCAAGAUCUUGUAUUACUUCACCCAAUCGCAAAUGGAAUCGGCUUCGGUUCUUGGAGCUUUGUUGCGGGGAGAGGAGAAGAAAAAGUUCCUUCUGCCUCGACCCUUGAAACUAUCCCCAUUAGACGAGCAAAUCCUGGCCUUUUAUCAAACUCUCCCUGGCGUGGGCCUUGGCACGGCCUUGCAACUAGUCCACGGAUUUUCGUCCUUGGGCGACUUGGCCAGGUCCGCCCCAGCCACGAUUAUGAAUCGAACUCACUUGAGCGAGAAAAAAGCGCGAGAAAUUCAAAGCUAUUUCCGUCGAGCUUUUGAACCAGAUCUGACACAUGCUGGGAAUCGUUGAGAUAUGAACUGUUGAAAGUCGAUGAGGUGAAAGAAUUAAAUUCAAAUGGUAUGUCGCCCCUAA
Molecule: messenger RNA, 5842 nt
Organism: Tigriopus californicus
Lineage: Eukaryota; Metazoa; Arthropoda; Copepoda; Harpacticoida; Harpacticidae
Gene: Fancm
Product: Fanconi anemia group M protein homolog
Biological process (GO): interstrand cross-link repair; replication fork reversal; double-strand break repair via synthesis-dependent strand annealing
Molecular function (GO): four-way junction DNA binding; ATP binding; nuclease activity
Source: RefSeq, a predicted model, not a curated record